Molecule: messenger RNA, 2589 nt
Organism: Python bivittatus (Burmese python)
Lineage: Eukaryota; Metazoa; Chordata; Lepidosauria; Squamata; Pythonidae
Source: RefSeq, a predicted model, not a curated record
UCGCGGUCGCUGCGGCGCGCUCCUCGCUGGCUUCGCUCGGAGCAUCCUCGGGCGCCCAGCGCACCUUCUGCGCCGCGGAGGUGGGAGCCGGUCCGAGCCCUCCGGAGAGCGGCGGGCGGAUCUGAGGAAAGCAGUGUCGCGUCCUCCCGGAGGAAGACGAGCCCUGACGGUGACCGAGGUCUUCGCCUCCCGUUGGGGGGAAAAAGGGGGCGCAGCCCCAACCUCAAGCAAAACCCACACCGCCUUUUCUGGUCGCCCGUUCGGCCCUUGGGGACGCAUCGAAGCCGGGGGGGAGAAAACCCCUCACCCCGUCUUCUCUCUCACUCUUCGUCUAUAGAUGCAGGAUCUUUUAAAGUGCUCGGAAAGAAGAAGGGGAAAACCCACCAUGAAGGACUGCGGCACUUUUCUCAUACUGGCUGGACCGGAUGUUUUACUCUCUUAAACACGCACAGGGACAAGCAGGUUAUUUUAGCUGCCCCUCUUGGUGGAUGAAGGAUUGAGCGCACUAAAAUAUAUGCAUGUGGUGGCACAGGCCUGCAGAAUGCCCGACCAACAGAAAUAAGUGCCACUGUUCUCAAGAAGACCUUCUAACCCAGAUAGCCACAUCCAUUAUUAUGCCCGAAUAUCUGCACUCAGAUACUGUUUUUUGUGACCAAAAGGGGUUUUGCACCAAACGUGUGGUAGUUAAAGACAAUUAGGACAAGAUGAAUGAGCCUUACUGCAGUUUAUUGACAUGCGUCAAGGCACUCUGAGAGAACGUGUCAAGAGAGGUUUCCAGCUUAUAUUUAUACUGUGUAAUAAACACCUAUUCUUCUUAUACCAAACUAGUCAUCGCUGAAGGCUGUGUUUCCUCCAACUAUCCCUUGACUUGUGAAGUGUAACAAGAUUCUUCUUUAUUCUUAAGCAGCAUGCAGAGCUGUAUUUGACAGUAUUCUGCGUAGCCUCUGCUAAAACGAACGUGUUUGAAACCUGUGCCUGAAUUGCAUAGCGACAUACAUAGUUAGACACAUUAUUACUUACAUAGUUUAGACUGUGGUUAUGCUGCCCAGUGCAUUCUUUUCAGCAUCUGAAGUGGAGCAGGACGACUUUGUUUCACAAAAUGGUUCUUCUUGAAAUACAGCACUCCUACAAAUGCCUUGAAGUUUCCUGACUGCUUUGACUCAGUUUAAGUUUUCUUAUACUUGUCUUUCUUGUCUGAAAGGGGGGCUUUAUACAUUUUUUAAACAAUUUUAUACAUCUUUGGGCGUGUAAAGAAAAAGAGUCCUCACAAUGUGGACUUUUCUGGGCAUCGCUUCCUUUAUCUAUGUCUACAAGAAAUGUGGAGAUUUACUAAGUUAUGCCAACAAGGAGGUGCUGAUUUCCACAUUGGUGUUCUUUUCUCUUGGCUUGGUGCUUUCUUAUUGGUACCGAUCGUGGGGACUCCAACAGCACAAUAAGCAGCAACCUCAUUGCGGAAUGCUUUCCAAUUUCCUUGCUGCCUUGCCAUUUGUUGGCUUUUUCUGGACUAAAUCCCAUGCUGGUUCUCUGGAGACACUGCAGCUGAAAGGCAGAAAGGGUAGAAGGGAAGUCAUUCCUUCACCUGACAGUACAACAGAAACUGCUUCGGUUUCAACAGCCACUCCUCAGUCUGAUCCAGAAGUGAUCAUUGUCGGGGCUGGUGUUCUUGGCUCUGCUCUGGCAGCAGUAUUGGCACGGGAUGGAAGGAAAGUGACGGUAAUUGAGAGAGAUCUGAAGGAACCUGACAGGAUUGUUGGAGAACUCUUGCAGCCAGGAGGUUAUAACACUCUAAAAGAUCUGGGCCUUGAAGAUGCUGUGGAAGGUAUAGAUGCUCAUUCGAUAAACGGCUAUAUCAUCCAUAACCGUGAAAACAAGGCAGAGGUUGAGAUUCCUUACCCUUGCACAGCAGCUGGACAAGUACAGAAUGGAACAGCGUUUCAUCACGGGCGCUUCAUCAUGGGUCUCCGAAGGGCAGCCAUGUCAGAACCCAAUGCAAAAUUCAUUGAAGGGACAGUGAUACAAUUGCUUGAAGAAGAUGAGUGUGUAGCUGGAAUCAUAUACAAAGAUAAAGAAACUGGUGAUACAAAGGAGCUCCAUGCACCCUUAACAGUGGUUGCCGAUGGUCUCUUUUCCAAGUUUCGAAAGAAUCUCAUCUCCAGUAAAGUUAAAGUCCCCUCUCAUUUUGUAGGAUGCAUUUUGAAGAAUUCUCCUCAGUUUAAAGCCAAUUAUGCCGAGCUUGUUUUAGGGAAUCCUAGUCCAGUGCUUAUCUACCAGAUUUCUUCCAAUGAAACUCGAGUUCUUGUUGACAUUCGAGGUGAAAUGCCAAAAAAUCUUAAGGAAUACAUGGUUGAAAAGAUUUAUCCACAGCUACCAGAACACAUUCAAGAGCCUUUCCUAAUAGCAAUACAAAAUGAACGUAUGAGAGUGAUGCCGGCGAGCUUUUUACCACCUUCUCCUGUUAAUAAAACAGGUCUGUGAGCAAAGCAUAGAAUGCAGAAAACAUUACAAUCUGACCAAAGGCUUGGGAACACUGAUGGGAUUUUUUUUCUCUCAGCAGAACAGAAUGCUCCUUUCUGGUGCCAUUUCAGCCAG